AUGCGUCUAAGCACGCAACUCAUCCUUCUUGCGGCUCUGGCCGAGAUAACACUUGGAGUUAAACAUCAUGAUUUUAAAUCGUGCUCGCAGUCUGGGUUCUGUCGUCGCGGUCGUGCGAUUGCUAAACGCGCUGAUGACGUUGGUGCAAAAUGGGCAUCCCCUUAUACUAUUGAUACCACCAAUCUAAGGAUAUCCCCUGACCGAAGUAAAAUCACUAUGCCUGUCAAGUCUUCGAUUCACCCCGAAGUCAAGUUUCAGCUCAGCGUUAUCGUCCACGAAGAUGGUACGGCGCGUGUCCGAAUGGAUGAGGUCGACGGACUAAGGAAGCGUUAUGACGGUGCCGCCGACUGGGCGCUAGCCAGCAUUCCCGAUGCACGUGGUGUUGACUGGAAACCUGUCGAUGGUGGUGUCGAGGGGCGAUGGGACGGGGUCCUGCUACGUGUCACGUAUGAGCCCCUGCUUAUCGAGCUUGUUCGCGAUGGGCGCGUCGAAAUGUCAGUCAAUGGACGCGGGCUUCUUCACAUGGAGCACUUCAGGAAUAAGCCCGAGCCCAAGACUGAGGAAACCAAUGCCCAAGGCGCCGAGGGUGAACAAAAGGUUAUUAAGGAACCCGAGCCUGAGAUUAACGCCUGGUUUGAGGGCGAGACGGAGGAUGCAUAUUGGGAGGAGACAUUCAAUUCAUGGACGGAUUCAAAGCCUAAAGGGCCGGAGUCCUUCUCUCUCGAUAUUACAUUUCCUACCCACGCCCAUGUUUACGGUAUACCCCAGCAUGCCGCUCCGCUAUCUCUGCCCACCACUACUGGAGAGGGAUCCUUCUUCGACGACCCAUACCGCCUGUAUAACUUGGAUGUAUUUGAGUAUGAGGCGUCUUCUACCAUGCCACUCUACGGUUCCAUCCCUCUUCUUCAUGCGCACAACGAGCAUAGUACCGUGGGCGUUUUCCUUGCUGUUGGCUCUGAAACAUGGAUCGAUGUUUCUCGUACACCCGACGCAGCUGGUACCCGUACACAUUGGAUCGCUGAGUCUGGUAUCAUCGAUCUUUUCAUUCUUCCAGGCCCUGGCACACAAGAAAUCUUCUCGCAAUACGCUCGUUUGACCGGUAAUCCUGUACUACCCGCUCUCUGGUCGCUUGGUUACCACCAAUGUCGAUGGAACUAUAUUUCUUCGGACGAUGUACGUGGUGUCCAGAAGAGGUUCGACGAGGAAAACAUGCCUGUUGAUGUGUUCUGGUUGGAUAUCGAGUACGCAAAGGAUCACAUGUACUUCAUGUGGGAUGAAAAGACAUUCCCUGACCCGAUGGUUGUCAUUAUCGAUCCUCACCUGAAGCGCACUUCCGACUACCCGGUGUACACUGCUGCGAAAGAACUCGACGUACUUGUCAAGCGUCCGGGUGGAAAGGACGAAUUUGAGGGAUGGUGUUGGUCUGGUUCAAGCGCUUGGGUCGACUUUUUCCAUCCUAGCAGCUGGGAUUGGUGGAAGAGGCUCUACAAAUUCGAUAAGCCUGCGGUCCAAGGCGAGGAGAAGGCUCUUGAUUGGGCUUGGAGGGCUAGUUCUGAGGGCAUUCAUAUCUGGAAUGAUAUGAACGAGCCAUCUGUUUUCAAUGGUCCAGAGAUUACCAUGCAAAAGGAUAACGUGCAUUAUGGUGGAUGGGAACACCGUGACGUUCAUAAUAUCAAUGGAAUGCUUUACCACAACAUUACUGCUCAAGCCGUUAAGGAAAGAUCGACUCCUGCUAAGCGACCUUUCGUGCUCACUCGUUCAUUCUUUGCUGGAUCCCAGCGUCAUGGAGCAAUGUGGACUGGCGACAAUAUGGGUACCUGGGAGCACAUGGCUGUUGGUGUCAAGAUGCCCUUUUCCGUCUCUGAUGUCGGCGGGUUCUUUGGCAACCCUGCUCCUGAGAUGUUGGUGCGAUGGUAUCAAGUUGGCGCAUUUGGUCCUUUCUUCCGCGCCCAUGCACACAUCGACACGAAACGUCGCGAACCUUAUCUUUUGGAAGAGCCGUACAAGAGCAUGGUUCGCGACAUCCUGCGCCUGCGUUAUUCGCUGCUACCUGUUUGGUACACAGCAUUCAGAGAGACCAGUGUGACUGGUAUGCCGGUCUUGAGACCCCACUACGUUGUUUUCCCUAAGGACAAGCAAGGAUUCGCUAUCGAUGAUCAAUAUUACAUCGGAAACUCGGGGCUUUUAGUCAAACCUGUCACUGAGCCUGGGGUUGAGAAGACAAAUGUAUACCUUGCUGGAGCUCAGCCCUAUUAUGACUAUCAAACUUACGAGGUCUAUCAGGGCUCUGAGCCUGGUAGAAACGUGACGGUGCCUGCUCCUCUCGAAAAGAUUCCCGUCUUUGUACAAGGUGGACAUGUCGUACCCACACGCCAACGCCCGCGCCGUUCGUCCCCACUCAUGAAAAACGAUCCAUUCACGCUCCUUAUGGCACUCGAUAGCCAAGGGUCGGCAGGAGGUGAUUUGUAUCUGGAUGACGGAGAAAGUUAUGCUCACGAGGACGGGUACUUGGUUUGGCGCCAAUUCUUUGCCCAAACGGCUGACGAAGGAUUGGUGAUUGCUGGAGACGACCUCGUAAGCGAUAACCUCGACCGAACUGUCGAUCAAACGGCACUGGAGCAAUACAGCCCAGAGAACGCCUUUGCAAAGAGCAUUGCUCAGGUUCGCAUUGAGAAAAUCAUUAUCCUUGGGAGCAAGAAGCCCAAGACCGUACUUAACGAUGGCCUUCCGCUCGAAUUUACCUACGAGGACGGUGUCACCUUUGACCAAAACAAGGAUGGUCGUGCGAGCGUGUUGACCAUCAAGAACCCGGGCGCAUUUGUUGUCAACACCUGGGGUAUAUAUGCUCAGUACUAA
Rhizoctonia solani is the source of this 2856-nucleotide messenger RNA. RefSeq names its product glycoside hydrolase family 31 protein. Gene Ontology annotation, cellular component: glucosidase II complex. Gene Ontology annotation, biological process: N-glycan processing; carbohydrate metabolic process. The record is from RefSeq and is a predicted model, not a curated record. Lineage: Eukaryota; Fungi; Basidiomycota; Agaricomycetes; Cantharellales; Ceratobasidiaceae. The transcript has 9 exons. Gene Ontology annotation, molecular function: carbohydrate binding; alpha-glucosidase activity. The coding region runs from base 1 to 2856 and encodes 951 amino acids.